Messenger RNA from Gadus morhua (Atlantic cod), 3961 nucleotides. RefSeq names its product solute carrier family 22 member 6. Gene Ontology annotation, cellular component: membrane. NCBI's taxonomy places the organism in Eukaryota, Metazoa, Chordata, Actinopteri, Gadiformes, Gadidae. The transcript is spliced from 12 exons. Gene Ontology annotation, molecular function: transmembrane transporter activity. The record is from RefSeq and is a predicted model, not a curated record. The coding region runs from base 677 to 2350 and encodes 557 amino acids. Gene Ontology annotation, biological process: transmembrane transport.
UCAGCAAUACUUUUUUACUACUACUAUCACGUAGGCUUAAGGUUAAUGUUUCCAAAAAAAGUUAAUGAGCAUUGUUUCCAGAACUUACUAAACAUUGGCCCAUUGUUUGCUUUCCUUGGGGGUACGUGGAAUUGUAUUCUGGUUUAAUAAUAAAAAUCUGGUUGAAGCCAAUCGGGAGAAGAACAGUUUGUCUGUCAAACACAUUGUCCCGAGCACACCGCUGAAGGACUUAACCCCGCGGGACGUCUGACGUUUCCGGCGAGCUCGCGCACUUUAGCACAGAAUUCAACUCCACAGGUUUGGAGACUCAGAGGAAAGCAAGUCCUUGAGGUCUGAACCAUUUUGAAGCGGAUUAGUCAUACUCAACAACAACUUUUUGUUAAAUGUUUCACUUAUUUGUUUUAAUUGUUACAUAUAGCUAAAUUAUUACCUCCUGUGAAUUAGUAUUUCAAUGUGAUGAAGUUCUAGGAUUGUUAUGAACUACGACCCAUCAUCCAGGUGUUCAAGCAUCUUCGCUUUCAUUAAUAAAACAAAGAAAGAACAAUUAAAAACAAAAAUAAAAAAGAAAUAAAAAAGCAGCAAAAGAGGCCUUUGACCAAAGGCACAAUCUCAGUCUACAGGUCUUCCGACCCCUCUGAUCUGUUCGUGGUUCUAUCAAAGCCUUUCGAUUUCACCGAUGGGUUUCGCCGACCUCUUGGAGCAGGUGGGCAGCACGGGGCGCUUCCAGGUUGUGCACACCCUCCUGCUGUGCCUCCCCGUGCUCAUGAUGGCGAGUCACAACCUGCUACAAAACUUCGUGGCCGGGGUGCCCCCCCACUUCUGCAGUGCGCACACGAACUUCUCCGCUUCCACGCGAAUGAGCGCGGCAGAGAAGCUGCACAUAACAGUGCCAAUUGAUGCAAACGGAUCUCCGGAGAAAUGCCGGCGUUACGAGUCGCCACAGUGGCAUCUGCUGGCCAACAACGGAAGCACAGAUCCCGAGGUUUGGGAACAGGCGGCCCUUCGGGGCUGCGACGACGGGUGGACUUACGAUGAGAGGGAGAGAAGCUCCAGCAUUAUUUCAGAGUGGCAUCUGGUGUGCAGCCUGCGCUCCCUUAAGUCAAUGGGACAGACUGUGUACAUGGGGGGCGUGCUCGUGGGAGCGGGGGUCUUCGGAGCACUGGCCGAUCACUUUGGGCGGCGGGUCCUACUGACCAUGUGCUACCUGCUGAUGGCCGUGAGCGGGACGUGUGCCGCCUUCUCCCCCUCCUUCUCCCUCUUCUGCCUCUUCCGCUUCAUGUGUGGCAUGGCUCUGUCGGGAGUCGGGCUCAACAGCUUCUCACUCAUCGUGGAAUGGAUUCCGACUCGCGUGCGGACGGUGGUUGGCACGGGGACAGGCUACUUCUACACCAUGGGCCAGCUGAUCCUGGCGUUGGUGGCCUACUUCAUCAGGGACUGGCGCUGGCUGACCUUUGCUGUGUCCUUGCCGUUCUAUGUGGCCUUCCUGUACUCCUGGUGGCUCCUUGAAUCUUCACGAUGGCUGGCGCUGAAACAUAAGCCGGAGCAGGCCGUCAAAAACCUAAGAGCAGUGGCGCGCUACAAUGGUCGCCGAGCCGAUGGAAAGAAGAUUGACGUGGAGGUGGUGCAGUCGUCCAUGAAGAAGGAGAUGUCCGGGUGCAAGAGCUCCUACACCAGCCUGGACCUGUUCCGCACCCCCACCAUGAGGAAGAUGACCGUGUGCCUAAGCGCCGUCUGGUUCUCCACUAGCUUUGGCUACUACGGCCUCUCCAUGGACCUCCAGAAGUUUGGCGUGGACAUCUACCUGAUUCAGGUGAUAUUCGGUGCUGUGGACUUCCCCGCCAAGGUGAUCAUCAACAUCACCAUGAGCUACUGCGGUCGCCGGCUCUCACAGUGUGGGGGCAUUGUCCUGGCUGGCAUCACCAUUCUGUCCAACCUGUUUGUGCCUUACGAUAAACAGAUGCUGCGAACAUGUCUAGCCGUGAUUGGAAAGGGCUGUCUGGCCGCGUCCUUCAACUGCUGCUUCCUGUGGUCAGGGGAGCUGUACCCCACUAUCCUACGACAGUCAGGUCUGGGCUGGGUCAGCAUGAUGGCACGGCUGGGAGCCAUGGCGGCUCCGUUGGUGCUCCUGCUGGGGGAGUAUGUCACCUGGCUCCCAGGCUUCGUCUUCGGCCUAGUUCCUCUCGUGAGUGGCAUUGCAGCCUUGUUACUGCCCGAGACCCUGAACACCCCACUGCCAGACACCAUACAGGAUGUAGAGGAUAGGGGGACUGGAAGAGUCUCCAAGACUGAGAAAAAAGAAGCAAUAUUCUUACAAGACAACGCAGACCAUCUGCUGAAGCAAACAUCUUGAUCGUCAUGGUAUACGUUGCCCUCUGCUUUGUAGCCGUAGUCACUGGCGCGUAGUCACUGGGGGGGGGGCAAAGAUAAGGCUGGAGGGGCAAAAAUACCUUCAAUAUUGAAAUGAAGUGAACCGGCAUGUUUUCUUUUUCUGUCCCUUUAAAUAAAGCAAACGCGUGGAACGUUGUGCUGCGCGAUAGAACGCUGUUCUGCGCGAUAGAACGCUGUGCUGCACUGCGAUAGAACGCUGUGCUGCACUGCGAUAGCACCCCAUCACCUCCCUCCCCAUCGCUCCCCCAAACCAAUAAUUUUAAGCAACGCUGACAACAAUCUAGACAUACCAAUGGUUGACAGGUCGACCCCACAAAUUAUUUUAUUUUUUGGCUUAUGCCACUUACGUGUGCCUAGACUAUCACUGCGUCAAGCUCUAUGAAAACGACGCUCAGUAAGUCUGAAAGCAGCGACGCAUGAGCAGCCUAGUAGGCUAAUGUUUAAUGCCCCAUAAAUGUUUUUCAUUUCUAAAUUAGUGACUGAAAUGUAAUCAAGCUAGGCCUACUCCAAUUUAUUCCGGCAUUUUUAUGGAGAAUAAGUGCACGCGCCGCUACUCGUAACACACUUAUAAUGCAUUUGUCAAUUGAUGCAACGGUUAAAUCAUACAUCAUCACAACCAAAAUUUGGAAUAAAUCAAAUAAAUUACAGUUAAAUGAUACGUUAAUAAUUUAUGAACUACUGUUCUGAACCUCACAUUUCCAAAAGCAGGAUUUUGGACAAGUGAUAUAGCCUACUCUUCGACUAACACAUUUGAACUAUAUUUAUGUUGACCUGAAGUUGGCGCCACUGGCCAUAGCUAAUGCUAGCAAGCAAACAUCAGCAUAACCGCCUUGAACAGAUUGUGACUUGACGUUGGCAAUGCUAUCUUUGUGUAUUUUGGGGUUAAUUUUAAGAAAACAUAGUGAUUCUAACCUUAAUUAGGCUACAUCAAGGUUAUAGGACAGCCCUUUCAGAAUAUGUACGAGGAAAGUUAAUUGAUGUCAUUAAACGUGAACAAAUUUAACCAACCAAACAAUUUCUUCAACUACAGGUUUAAGCUACGUUAAAUUAAUGGGUACCAAGCGUACCAAAUAUGAUGUAUUGGUGGAGCAAGCCAUAGUAAUGAUCUUUGAUGGGCUUUAAGGCUCUGUCAGAAUAUCAAAUGUGCCUUACCUUCAAAGGAGACAUUUACCAGUACCAGUGUACCAGUACCAGUGCAAGCCUAUGGUCAUAAGCCCGAUUCACACGCUUUUCUAUUCUGCCAUCUGCUGUAGUAUAUAUAGUAGCCUACUGCAUCACACAAGACCUUGUUUGCUUGCUUUAAAAGGUGCAAAGAAGCUGCGGCUUUUUUUAAACUCUUUUUUUUAACGGUUUCAUUUAAAAUAUUUAAUAAUUACAUGUAUCUCGUAGAAGAAAGAAGAUUGAAACAAACCCAAGAAUAAUACCAUCGUAAAUAAUUGUAAUAGUAUUAUUGUGUAGCUCUUUCACAUAUCAACUAUCAUAUUUCUUAAAUGCACACAACUGUUUUGUUAUUUACACAUAACAUGAUAUAUAAAUAAAUAUAAAUAAAGAUUUUUUUCCAUAUGAACGCCAA